Molecule: messenger RNA, 741 nt
Organism: Trametes versicolor FP-101664 SS1
Lineage: Eukaryota; Fungi; Basidiomycota; Agaricomycetes; Polyporales; Polyporaceae
Exons: 2
Coding region: 1-741 (246 amino acids)
Source: RefSeq, a predicted model, not a curated record
AUGUUCGUCGUCUCGGACGUCAUGGGCAAGAACGAGCACGCCGUCUACAGGGGGGAAACCGUCGAUUUGGCCAAUAGCAUAGCCAAGCUCGUCCACGUCGAGGAGUUCGUCGCCCAGACCGUGUCUUUGCACGUCCUCUCCGAGUCAUCGCGCUACACUCGCAAGAACAUCGCCGUCGUCAGGUCCCUUGAAGGAAACAAAUACUCCAUCCUUCCGGGCUCUAGCGACCGUGUCUGUAAAGCGAAGAACUGCAAAGACAUGGGGCUCUAUCGCCCAGACACUCACAUCCUGCGGUGGUGCCAGUUCUGUCGCUCCUGGUUCCACGUCGACUGUCUCAAGGCAGUGCUCGCGAAGGGCCCCACCGUCCCCAAAGCAGAUCCCCACCGCCCAGACCAGUAUUACACCGCGGACGCCAUCGCGACCAGCUUCGCCGCGGGACUGAUCCAGUACGACCACUACAACUGGACUAUCUGGCUCAACCUCCUCAAGCUGCCCAUCCAACGCGGACAGCCGGGGUGCGACUACCCGCUCUCGUACGAGCUCCUCCUCGUGGCCAUCCGUGCGACCAACUCUGCCACCGGUUGCCCGGCCGACGUCCGCAACUUCGUGCUCGCCCACCUCUCCCCUGCCACCGGCCUCGCUCAUCAGACCUCCAAGCUGGCCGCCCGCCUCUACGCUUUCUCGUCCGUCCCCUCAAAGUACUAUAGAUGCCCCAACUGCACGACGGCGGUCAUCAUUUAG